Molecule: messenger RNA, 1212 nt
Organism: Linum tenue
Lineage: Eukaryota; Viridiplantae; Streptophyta; Magnoliopsida; Malpighiales; Linaceae
Source: the annotation of a GenBank genome assembly
UUGGCAGCAGGAGGUGGAAGGAAGGUCGUCUGCAUCACAUCUGGUGGCACCACGGUUCCGUUGGAGCAACGCUGCGUUCGUUACAUUGAUAAUUUCAGCUCGGGCCAUAGAGGAGCAGCGGCAGCAGAGUACUUCAUUGAGGCUGGUUAUGCGGUUGUGUUUCUGUAUAGGAUAGGAAGCGUGUUGCCAUAUACCCGUUCGCUUCCUGAUGAGCCAUUGCUUGAAUGUCUUGAGCUCGAUGAUGACUCCAACAUUCGAGUGCGGAAAUCAUGUGCGGAAGCAGUGAAGAAGUAUCAUGCUGCUGUUGCAGGAAACCUACUCAUAAAACUUCCUUUCACUACUAUAUUUGAGUAUCUUCAGAUGUUGCAAAUUGUUGCCCAAGCAAUGAAGCCUCUUGGGCGAUAUGCCAUGCUCUUCCUUGCCGCAGCAGUUUCAGACUUCUACAUCCCGUGGCAGAGCAUGGCAGAACACAAGAUUCAAUCUGCAUCUGGGCCUCUGGAUAUGCGGCUUGUUCAAGUGCCCAAAAUGCUGUCUAUCCUAAGAACAGAAUGGUCCCCACUGGCUUUCUGCAUAUCAUUCAAGUUGGAGACAGAUUCGAAGAUUCUUCUGGAGAAGGCUGACAUGGCUCUUAGAAAGUACAAGAUGCAUAUGGUCGUGGCGAAUGAGCUGCAGACGCGUAAAGAAGAGGUUAUAGUCGUCACCUUGGAUGAAAAGAUCCCAGUUCACCGUGACAAGUCGCAGCCUGAUUCUGAUGUGGAACAGCCACUAGUUGAGCUCAUUGUUGACAAGCAUUCUACUUACAUCAAUAACCACAGAUAGCUGAUUCUUUCAGCUUUCAGCCUUACUGGAACAUUCAUACAUGGGAUAAACAAAAAAAAGAAAGAAAGUAUUCUGUGACGUCUAUUCUCGGAUUAGAAUGGUUGGUUUUUGCUGUUGUUGUUGUUGAACCCCAAAACCAUAACAAAUGAGCUGGUUCCUAGUUGCAGUGAAUUGUUUGCCUUGUUCUUCCACUGCUAACUUGCCAUCAUGUAACGUUGUCCUUCCAACUUUUUCGUUCAAAAAGAGAAGUAGCAUCGGUAUUCAUUGUUUUAUGUUCGGGUUAAUUAUCAUGUAAAGUAUAUGUUUCGUUGCAUACUAAGUACUAGGAAGGUGAGCUAUAAAAUUUGAUAAUGUAAUGGGGUAUAUAGCUUAUUGCUGUAUAGUUUUAUUUGG